Molecule: messenger RNA, 1047 nt
Organism: Dovyalis caffra
Lineage: Eukaryota; Viridiplantae; Streptophyta; Magnoliopsida; Malpighiales; Salicaceae
Source: the annotation of a GenBank genome assembly
AUGGAGAAAACGAAUUAUGUGAGCAAGAUUUCGGAUGUGGGUUUGGCCAGGCUUGUUCCGGCAGCUUUAGCUGACAGUAUUACCCAAUAUGGCCUGAAAGACGCAGCUGGCACGUUUUCAAAGAAUCCUAUAGGUCUAUCCCACCAGGUUGAGCAGGCCGUAGAGAAAGGAACCUUCUCAGAUAUUCUUGACCCAACACAGAUGGAUUGGCUUGUAGAAGAGGCUUUAUCGCUCGCAAAACUGGCAUUGAAGUGCUGUGAACUGAGGAAAAAGGAUAGGCCAGAUCUCGCGUCAGUCAGUCUUACCACAACCCCAUCCUUAAGCUCUACUGCCAACAUUUCCUUACCAACCACCUUAGAAGUCCCUCCUCCAUCCAGAGCUGGACCCCUUUCCAUUGGUGUACUUAUCAUCCAAUUGAAAGGCGCUGCUGCCCUUUUCUCCGAUGUCUCCGCCACCAUCCUCCGCCAAACCCUUUAUUCCACCACUUGUGUGGGCCUUUAUGAUGUCCUCAAACACAGAUGGACCGACGUGAUAAAUACUAAUAACAUGCCACUUGUACGUAAGAUAGUGGCUAGACUCAUCUCCAGUGCUGUCAGGGCCGCUGUUGGGAGCCUGCAGAUGCGGCAAUGUCAAAUGUCAAAGCAAGACGGCGUUGCCAGGCUAUGGCGAGGGUCGGGUCUUACAGUCAACUGCGCAAUGAUUGUGACCGUAUCACAACUUGCAUCAUAUGAUCAGGCCAAGGAGAUGAUCCUGGAAAAGGGUUUGAUGAAUGGCGGGAUUGGCACCCAUGUUACUGCAAGUUUUGUGGCUUCUGUUGCUUCAAAUCCAAUUGAUGUGAUCAAGACUAGAGUAAUGAAUAUGAAGGUGAAGCCUGGGGUGAAACAACCUUAUAAGGGUGCACUAGAUUGUGCAAUGAAGACGAUCAAGGCAGAGGGUCCUAUGGUCUUGUAUAAAGGGUUUAUCCCUACAAUUUCAAGGCAAGGACCUUUCACUGUGGUGCUAUUCGUCACAUUAGAGCAAGUCAGGAGAUUACUUAAAGAUUUCUGA